Messenger RNA from Pongo pygmaeus (Bornean orangutan), 11158 nucleotides. Its product is annotated as mucin-3A. Lineage: Eukaryota; Metazoa; Chordata; Mammalia; Primates; Hominidae. The record is from RefSeq and is a predicted model, not a curated record. The coding region runs from base 1 to 9993 and encodes 3330 amino acids. The transcript is spliced from 15 exons.
AUGCAGCUGUUGGGGUUCCUCGGCCUCCUCUGGAUGCUCAAGGCCUCCCCAUGGGCCACAGGAACUUUAUCCACGGCCACAUCCACCUCUCAUGUGACUUUCCCCAGGGCGGAAGCAACCCGCGCUGCCCUCAGCAAUUCUCCACACUCCAGAGACCUGGCUGAGUGGCCACUCGGUGUCCCCCAGCUCGCCUCUCCUGCUCCCGGCCACAGGGAAAAUGCACCUAUGACGCUCACUACUUCCCCCCAUGACACACUCAUCUCUGAAACAUUGCUCACCUCUCCAGUCAGUUCCAACACCUCAACCACCCCGACGUCCAAGUUUGCCUUCAAGGUCGAAACCACUCCACCCACCGUGUUGCUCUAUUCGGCCACCACUGAGUGCGUGUAUCCAACGAGCUUUAUAAUCACCGUCUCCCACCCCACCUCCAUCUGUGUGACCACGACGCAGGUGGCCUUCACCAGCUCUUACACCCCCACUCCCGUGACACAGAAGCCAGUGACCACCGUCACCAGGACUUACCCUAUGACCACUACUGAGAAAGGAACGUCAGCCAUGACAUCUUCUCCCUCUACCACCACUGCUAGGGAAACUCCCAUAGUGACAGCGACACCCUCCUCCUCUGUGUCAGCCACAGACACAACCUUCCACACUACAAUCUCCUCUACAACUAGAACCACAGAAAGGACUCCCCUGCCCACUGGAAGCGUCCAUACAACCAUGUCCCCAACCCCAGUAUUUACCACUCUCAAAACAGCAGUGACUUCCACUUCCCCCAUCACUUCUUCAAUCACUUCCACAAAUACAGUGACUUCUAUGACAACGACCACCUCCCAGCCCACAGCCACUAAUACAUUGUCAUCACCCACCAGGACCAUUUUAUCUUCCACACCUGUCCUGAGCACAGAAACAAUCACCAGUGGUAUCACAAACACUACCCCUCUAUCCACCUUGGUGACCACACUCCUCACUACCAUCACCAGGUCUACACCUACAUCUGAGACCACCUACCCUACUUCUCCUACCAGCACUGUCACAGACUCCACAACCGAAAUCACCAACUCCACAAGUAUGACAGGUACAUUGUCCACAGAGACUUCUCUCCCAUCCACCUCUUCCUCUCUCCCAACCACAGAAACAGCCACGACUCCUACGACAAACUUGGUAACCACCACCACUGAGAUCGCCUCCCACAGUACUCCCACCUUCUCUUCUUCAACCAUCUACUCCACAGUCAGCAUAUCCACAACUACCAUGUCCUCACUUCCCCCUACCUCAGGUACCAUAGUGACUUCCACAACCAUGACCCCAUCUUCUCUGAGUACAGACAUCCCUUCCACAACACCAACAACUAUCACCCACCAUUCGAUGGGCUCUACCGGUUUCCUGACUACAACAGAACUCACAUCAACAUUCACUGUUUCCAGUUCCUCAGCAAUGUCCACAAGUGUCAUUCCAUCUUCCCCCAGCAUUCAGAAUACAGAAACCUCAUCCCUUGUCAGCAUGACCUCUGCCACUACUCCCAGUGGGAGACCAACUUUUGCAAGUACACUCAGCACUCCUACAAGUUCCUUCCUGACGACCUUCCCAGCAACAUAUUCAUUUUCAUCUUCCAUGUCUGCCAGCAGUGCCGGGACCACUCACACAGAGAGUAUCUCCUCACCUCCAGCCAGCACCAGUACACUCCACACAACAGCUGAAUCCACACUGUCACCCACUACCACCACCUCAUUCACAACUUCCACAACUAUGGAACCACCUUCAACCACUGUAGCAACUACAGGAACAGGUCAGACCACCUUCACCAGCUCUACAGCCACAUUCCCUGAGACCACUACACUGACUCCUACAACUAACAUGUCCACAGAAUCUCUCAUAACAGCCAUGACUUCUCCCCCCAUCACUUCAUCAGUCACUUCCACAAAUACAGUGACUUCUAUGACAACUACGACCUCUCCUCCCAUAACCACCAAUUCUUUUACAUCACUGACCAGUAUGACUCUGUCUUCUACACCUGUCCCAAGCACAGAAGCAAUCACCAGUGGCACUACAGACACAAUCCCUCCAUCUAUCUUGGUGACCACACUCCCCACUCCAAAUGCCUCAUCUGUGACUACAUGUGAGACCACCUAUCCUAAUUCUCCGACUGGUCCUGGUACAAACUCCACGACUGAAAUCACCUAUCCCACCACUGUGACAGAGACAUCAUCCACUGCCACCUCUCUUCCACCCACCUCUUCCUUGGUCUCAACCGCAGAAACAGCCAAAACUCCUACCACAAACUUGGUAACCACCACCACCAAGACCACCUCACAUAGUACCACCAGCUUCACUUCUUCAACCAUCUACUCCACAGCCAGCACAUACACAAAUGCCAUCACCUCAGUUCCCACUACGUUGGGUACCGUGGUAACUUCUACAUCCAUGAUCCCAUCUACUGUGAGUACAAGUAUCCCCUCACAACCAACAACCAUCACUCCCUCAUCCGUGGGCAUCAGUGGUUCAUUACCUAUGAUGACAGACCUCACCUCAGUGUACACAGUCUCCAGCAUGUCUGCAAGGCCAACAACUGUCAUUCCCUCAUCUCCCACUAUCCAGAAUACAGAAACCUCAAUCUUUGUUAGCAUGACGUCUGCUACCACCCCCAGUGGAGGACCAACUUUCACAAGUACUGAGAACACUCCAACAAGGUCCCUCCUGACAAGCUUUCCAAUGACACAUUCAUUCUCUUCUUCUAUGUCUGAAAGUAGUGCUGGGACCACUCACACAGAGAGUAUCUCCUCACCUCGAGGCACCACCAGUACACUCCACACAACAGUUGAAUCCACCCCGUCACCCACUACCACCACCUCAUUCACCACAUCCACAACGAUGGAACCACCUUCAUCCACUGUAUCAACUACAGGCACAGGUCAGACCACCUUCCCCAGCUCUACAGCCACAUUCCCUGAGACCACUACACUGACUCCUACAACUGACAUUUCUACAGUAUCUCUCACAACAGCCAUGACUUCUACUCCUCCCAUCAGUUCUUCAAUCACUCCAACCAAUACAGUGACUACUAUGACAACUACGACCUCUUGGCCCACAGCCACUAAUACGUUGUCAUCACUCACCAGUAGCAUUUUAUCUUCUCCACCUGUCCCAAGCACAGAAAUGAUCACCAGUCAUACCACAAACACCACCCCUCUAUCCACCUUGGUGACUACACUCCUCACUACCAUCACCAGGUCUACACCUACAUCUGAGACCACCUACCCUACUUCUCCCACCAGCACUGUCUCAGACUCCACGACUGAAAUCACCUAUUCCACAAGUAUAACAGGUACAUUGUCCACCGCCACUACUCUCCCACCCACCUCUUCCUCUCUCCCAACCACAGAAACAGCCACGAUGACUCCUACCACAACCUUGAUAACCACCACCCCCGAUACCACCUCCCAUAGUACUCCUAGCUUCACUUCUUCAACCAUCUACUCCACAGUCAGCACAUCCACAACUGCCAUCUCCUCAGCUUCCCCUACCUCAGCUACCGUGGUGACUUCCACAACCAUGACCCCAUCUUCUCUGAGUACAGACAUCCCUUCCACAACACCAACAACUAUCACCUACCCUUCUGUGGGCUCUACUGGUUUCCUGACUGCAGCAACAGACCUCACAUCAACAUUCACUGUUUCCAGUUCCUCAGCAAUGUCCACAAGUGUCACUCCAUCUUCCCCCAGCAUCCAGAAUACAGAAACCUCAUCCCUUGUCAGCAUGACCUCUGCCACCACUCCCAGUUUGAGACCAACUAUCACAAGUACUGACAGCACUCCAACAAGUUCCCUCCUGACUACCUUCCCAAGUACAUAUUCAUUUUCCUCUUCCAUGUCUGCCAGCAGUGCAGGGACCACUCACACAGAGACUAUUUCCUCACUUCCAGCCAGCACCAAUACAAUCCACACAACAGCUGAAUCCACCCUGUCACCCACUACCACCACCUCAUUCACCACAUCCACAAUGAUGGAACCACCUUCAACCACUGUAGCAACUACAGGCACAGGUCGGACCACCUUCCCCAGCUCUACAGCCACAUUCCUUGAGACCACUACACUGACUCCUACAACUGACAUUUCUACAGAAUCUCUCACAACAGCGAUGACUUCUACUCCCCGCAUCAGUUCUUCAAUCACUCCCACCAAUACAAUGACUUCUGUGAGAACUGUGACCUCUUGGCCCACAGCCACUAAUACGUUAUCAUCACUCACCAGUAGCAUUUUAUCUUCUACACCUGUCCCAAGCACACAGAUGACCACCAGUCAUACCACAAACACCAAUCCUGUAUCCACGUUGGUGACUACACUCCCCAUUACCAUCACCAGGUCUACACCUAUAUCUGAGACUGCCUACCCUAGUUCUCCCACGAGCACUGUCACAGAGUCCACGACUGAAAUCACCUAUCCCACCACUAUGACAGAGACAUCAUCUAUUGCCAUCUCUCUUCCACCCACCUCUUCCUUGGUCUCAACCGCAGAAACAGCCAAAACUCCUACCACAAACUUGGUAACCACCACCACCAAGACCACCUCACAUAGUACCACCAGCUCCACUUCUUCAACCAUCUACUCCACAGCCAGCACAUACACAACUGCCAUCACCUCAGUUCCCACAAACUUGGGUACCAUGGUGACUUCUACAUCCAUGAUCCCAUCUAGUCUGAGUACAGAUAUCCCUACCUCACAACCAACAACCAUCACUCCCUCAUCCGUGGGCAUCAGUGGUUCAUUACCUAUGAUGACAGACCUCACCUCAGUAUACACAGUCUCCAGCAUGUCUGCAAGGCCAACAACUGUCAUUCCUUCAUCUCCCACUGUCCAGAAUACAGAAACCUCAAUCUUUGUUAGCAUGACGUCUGCUACCACUCCCAGUGGAGGACCAACUUUCACAAGUACUGAGAACACUCCAACAAGGUCCCUCCUGACAAGCUUUCCAGUGACACAUUCAUUUUCCUCUUCCAUGUCUGCCAGCAGUGUAGGGACCACUCACACCGAGAGUAUCUCCUCACCUCCUUCCAUCACCAGUACACUCCACACAACAGCUGAAUCCACCCCAUCCCCUACAAUCACCACGUCAUUCACAACAUUUACAACGAUGGAAACACCUUCAUCCACUGUAGCAACUACAGGCACAGGUCAGACUAUAUUCACCAGUUCAACAGCCACAUCCCCUGAGACCACCACACUGACUCUUACCCCUGACAUUUCCACAGGAUCUUUCAAAACAGCAGUGAGUUCUACUCCCCCCAUCACUUCUUCAAUCACCUCCACAUAUACGGUGACUUCUAUGACAACUACCACCCCUCUAGGGCCCACAGCCACUAAUACGUUACCAUCAUUCACCAGUAGCGUUUCAUCUUCUACGCCUGUGCCAAGUACAGAAGCGAUCACCAGUGGUACCACAAACACCACUCCUCUAUCUACCUUGGUGACCACAUUCUCCAAUUCCGACACCAGUUCUACACCUACAUCUGAGACCACCUACCCUACUUCUCUUACUAGUGCUCUCACAGAUUCCACGACCAGAACCACCUAUUCCAGCAGUAUGACAGGUACAUUAUCCACUGUGACCUCUCUCCGACCCACCUCUUCCUCUCUCCCCACCACAAUAACAGCCACAGUUCCGAGAACAAACUUGGUAACCACGACCACCAAGACCACCUCACACAGUACUCCUAGCUUCAUUUCUUCAAUCGCAACCACCAAGACGCCCUCACACAGUACUCCCAGCUUCACUUCUUCAAUCACCACCACUGAGACCACCUCACACAGUACUCCCAGCUUCACUUCGUCGAUCACCACUAGCGAGACCACCUCACACAGUAGUCCUAGCGUCACUUCUUCGAUCACCACCACCGAGACCACCUCACACAGUUCUCCCAGCUUCACUUCUUCGAUCACCACCACCGAGACCACCUCACACAGUACUCCCAGCUACACUUCUUUGAUCACCACAACUGCCACCACCUCACACGGUACUCCUGGCUUCACUUCUUUGAUCACCACCACUGAGACCACAUCCCACAAUACUCCCAGCUUGACUUCUUCGAUCACCACCACCGAGACCACAUCCCACAGUACUCCCAGCUUCACUUCUUCAAUCACCACCACUGAGACCACAUCCCACAGUACUCCCAGCUUCACUUCUUUGAUCACCAUCACUGAGACCACCUCACACAGUACUCCCAGCUACACUACCUCAAUCACCACCACUGAGACCCACUCACACAGUACUCCCAGUUUCACUUCUUCAAUCACCACCACCGAGACCACCUCACACAGUACUCCCAGCUUCACUUCCUCAAUCACCACCUCUGAGAUGCCCUCACACAGUACUCCCAGCUUCACUUCUUCGAUCACCACCACUGAGAACACCUCACACAGUACUCCCAGCUUCACUUCUUCAAUCACCACCACCGAGACCACAUUCCACAGUACUCCCAGCUUCACUUCUUCAAUCACGACCACCGAGACCACAUUCCACAGUACUCCCAGCUUCACUUCUUCAAUCAGGACCACCGAGACCACCUCUCACAGUACUCCCAGCUUCACUUCUUCAAUCACCACCACAGAAACCACCUCACACAGUACUCCAAGCUACACUUCUUUGAUCCCCACAACCGAGACCACUUCACACAGUACUCCCAGCUUCACUUCUUCAAUCACCACCACCGAGACCACCUCACACAGCACUCCCAGCUUCACUUCUUUGAUCACCACCACCGAGACCACCUCACAGAGUACUCGCAGCUUCACUUCCUCGAUCGCCACCACUGAGACCACAUCCCACAGUACUCCCAGCUUCACUUCUUUGAUCACCACCUCUGAGACCCCCUCACACAGUACUCCCAGCUUCACUUCUUUGAUCACCACCACCGAGACCCCCUCAAGCAAUACUCCCAGCUUCACUUCUUCGAUCACUACCACCGAGACCACAUCCCACAGUACUCCCAGCUUCACUUCUUCGAUCACCGCCACUGAGACGACAUCCCACAGUACUCCCAGCUUCACUUCUUUGAUCACCAUCACGGAGACCGCCUCACACAGUACUCCCAGCUACACUACCUCAAUCACCACCACCGAGACCCCCUUACACAGUAUUCCCAGCUACACUACCUCAAUCACCACCACUGAGACCCCAUCACACAGUACUCCCAGCUUCACUUCUUCAAUCACCACCACCAAGACCACAUCCUACAGUACUCCCAGCUUCACUCCUUCAAUCAGGACCACCGAGACCACAUCCUACAGUACUCCCAGCUUCACUUCUUCAAUCACCACCACUGAGACCACCUCACAGAGUACUCCCAGCUUCAGUUCUUCAACCAUCUACUCCACAGUCAGCACAUCCACAACUGCCAUCACCUCACAUUUUACUACGUCAGAGACUGCGGUGACUCCCACACCCAUAACCCCAUCUUCUCUGAGUACAGACAUGCCGACCACAACCCUACGAACUCUCACCCCUUCAUCUGUGGGCACCAGCACUUCAUUGACUACAACCACAGACUUUCCCUCUAUACCCACUGAUAUCCGUACCUUACCAAUCCGAACACACAUCAUUUCAUCUUCUCCCUCCUUCCAAAGUACAGAAACCUCAUCCCUUGUGGGCACCACCUCUCCCACCAUGUCCACUGUGAGAACAACCCUCAGAAUUACUGAGAACACCCCAAUCAGUUCCUUUAGCACAAGUAUUGUUGUUACACCUGAAACCCCAACACAGACCCCUCCUGUACUGACGUCAGCCACUGGGACCCAAACAUCUCCUGCACCUACUACUGUUACCUUUGAAAGUACGGAUUCCUCCACGUCCACGAUUCAUAUGAUUACUCCAUCAACAGCCUUGAGCACGAUCAUGUCAACAUCACAGGUUCCUAUUCCUAGCACACAUUCCUCCACCCUUCAAACAACUCCUUCUACUCCCUCAUUGCAAACUUCACUCACAUCUACAAGUGAGUUCAGUACAGAAUCUUUCACUAGGGGUAGUACGUCUACAAAUGCAAUCUUGACUUCUUUUAGUACCAUCAUCUGGUCCUCAACACCCACUAUUAUCAUGUCCUCUUCUCCGUCUUCUGCCAGCAUAACUCCAGUGUUCUCUACUACCACUCAUUCUGUUCCUUCUUCACCAUACAUUUUCAGUACAGAAAAUGUGGGCUCCUCUUCUAUCACAGCCUUUCCUAGUCUCUCUUCCUCUGCAACUACCAGCACUUCUCCAACCAGCUCCUCCCUGACCACAGCUCUCACUGAAAUAACCCCCUUUUCUUAUAUUUCCCUUUCCUCCACCACACCCUGUCCAGGAACUAUAAAAAUUACCAUAGUCCCUGCCUCUCCCACUGAUCCGUGUGUUGAAAUGGAUCCCAGCACCAAAGCUACUUCUCCUCCCACCACCCCAUUAACAGUCUUUCCCUUUACUACCGAAAUGGUCACCUGUCCUAGCUCCAUCAGUAUGCAAACUACUCGUGCUACAUAUAUGGACACUUCUUCCAUGAUGCCAGAAAGUGAGUCCAGCAUCACACCCAAUGCUUCCAGUUCCACUGGCACUGGGACUGUACCCACAAACACAGUUUUCACAAGUACUCGACUGCCCACCAGUGAGACCUGGCUGAGCACCAGCUCUGUGGUCCCCCCACCUCUUCCUGGCGUCUCUACUGUCCCGCUCACCAUGAAACCAAGCAGCAGCCUCCCGACCAUCCCGAGGACUUCAAGCAAGUCAACACACCCCUCCCCACCCACCACCAGGACUUCAGAGACACCAGUGGCCACUACCCAGACUCCUACCACCCUUACGUCGCGCAGGACAACUCGCAUCACUUCUCAGAUGACCACACAGUCCAUGUUGACCACCACUGCAGGCACCUGUGACAAUGGUGGCACCUGGGAACAGGGCCAGUGUGCUUGCCUUCCGGGGUUCUCUGGGGACCGCUGUCAGCUCCAGACCAGAUGCCUGAACGGGGGUCAGUGGGAUGGCCUCAAGUGCCAGUGCCCCAGCACCUUCUAUGGUUCCAGUUGUGAGUUUGCUGUGGAACAAGUGGAUCUAGCUGUGGUGGAGACCGAGGUGGGCAUGGAAGUGUCUGUGGAUCAGCAGUUCUCGCCGGACCUCAAUGACAACACUUCCCAGGCCUACAGGGAUUUCAACAAGACUUUCUGGAAUCAGAUGCAGAAGAUUUUUGCAGACAUGCAGGGCUUCACCUUCAAGGGUGUGGAGAUCCUGUCCCUGAGGAAUGGCAGCAUCGUGGUGGACUACCUGGUCCUGCUAGAGAUGCCCUUCAGCCCCCAGCUGGAGAGCGAGUAUGAGCAGGUGAAGACCACGCUGAAGGAGGGGCUGCAGAACGCCAGCCAGGAUGCGAACAGCUGCCAGGACUCCCAGACCCUGUGUUUUAAGCCUGACUCCAUCAAGGUGAACAACAACAGCAAGACAGAGCUGACCCCGGAAGCCAUCUGCCGCCGCGCCGCUCCCACGGGCUAUGAAGAGUUCUACUUCCCUUUGGUGGAGGCUACCCGGCUCCGCUGUGUCACCAAAUGCACGUCGGGCGUGGACAACGCCAUCGACUGUCACCAGGGCCAGUGCGUUCUGGAGACGAGCGGUCCCGCGUGUCGCUGCUACUCUACCGACACGCACUGGUUCUCUGGCCCGCGCUGCGAGGUGGCCGUCCACUGGAGGGCGCUGGUCGGGGGCCUGACGGCGGGCGCCGCGCUGCUGCUGCUGCUGCUCCUGGCGCUGGGCGUGCGGGCGGUGCGCUCCGGAUGGUGGGGCGGCCAGCGCCGAGGCCGGUCCUGGGACCAGGACAGGAAAUGGUUCGAGACCUGGGAUGAGGAAGUCGUGGGCACUUUUUCAAACUGGGGUUUCGAGGACGACGGAACAGACAAGGAUAAAAAUUUCCAUGUGGACUUGGAGAACGUGGACACCAUUAUGAAGGUGCACAUCAAGAGACCCGAGAUGACCUCGUCCUCAGUGUGAGCCCUGCGGGGCCCCUUCACCACCCCCUCCGCCCUGCCCCAACACAAGGAUCUGCAUUGCGUCCAUUUCGAGAGGUGGCCCCAGGACGUGGGCAGCCCAGGCUCCUGCUGUUCUUGGGCAAAUUGAGACUGUUCCCCCAAAUCCCAACCUUCUCUUUCCAACUUGGCUGAAACCCACCUGGAGAUGCAGUUCACGUGCAGGCUCUUCCAGUGUGGAACCUUGGGCAAGUCAGUAACGAGCCUCAGUUUCCUCACCUGCAAAACGGGUACAACAUUCCUGUAUGAUAUCUCACGCCGUUGUUGUGAAAACCACAUAGACUUGGUCAAUUCUCGGUCCUACGCUGCCCUCCCGUCUCAGCCCUCGUGUUGCCAUUGCCUCUCUCGGAUCCUCCAAUCCUCAUGUCCUUCGCCUGGUCUCUGGCCCUGGUUCCUAUUUUCUCUCAAUUCCCUACUGCAUGUUUCUUACUUUGAACUGGACGCAGCCUGCAGCCCCAUCCCAUCUCCUGCCCUCUCCUGAUCUAAGUCCCUGCUGCAUCUCUUGCUCUCAUUCCUUAGACGUCCUCCCCUUCUGACCCCGUUCCUUCAUCCAUCCUGCCCCCCAGUCCCCCAGCCCUAAAUCCUCCCUCCUCUCCUCACAUCCUGGUUCCUAGCAAGGUAUAGAUAGCCUCUGUGUCUUAGGAUACCCCAGCUGCUGUUCCCCCCAUCACCCCGUUGCCCAAUUCCCUGUUUCUCUUGCUCUCAUUCCUUGUAUCCUCUCCCCUUCUGAGCCUGUCCAUUCAUCGGUUCUGCCCCGACUCCCUCUGACCUAAAUACCCCAACUGCUGUUCCCCCCAUCACCCUGCUGCCCAGUUCUUUAUUCUCCACCCCUGGAGCCCCGUGGGUGGGGGCAGGGCAUGAGUUCCCCAGUCCCCAAGGAAAGGCAGCCCCCUCAGUCUCCCUCCUCCUCAUUCCCUUCGAUCCUCCUCCCUUCUCGCCUCACCACUGCCUUUUAAACCCAUCCCCUCCGUUUCCCCUCCUCCCCCCUCUCUGCCUGGUGUCACCUGGAUUCCUGUGGUAACUCUGAGCCCUUGAAAUCCUCAGCCUCCUUGGCGGGGAAGAUCGGCUUCGGGGACAGGAAGUCGGUACAUCUCCAGGUCUCCAUGUGAACACAAUAUAGAGUUUAUUGU